AACUCUCUAGCUAGCUACAUUAGUAGAUACGUCAUUUCCUGUAAAAAUGCAUAGUAAAUGUUGUAAACAGUUCUGGUAAAUAGCUAACGUUAGCAAAGAUUUACAUUUCUUAUGCGAUAAAUUAAACUAGAGUAAUAUUCGUAGCUACUGACCCACUAAACAAUAGCAAACAUAAAAGUAAUUGGUGUUUUGCAACGCUGAAAUUAUCUAACUGCCUUUGUGUUUUGUUUGGCUGAACUGUAGUAUCACGAUGAUUUAACCUAACGUUAACUACGUUAAUUUAACAAAGGGUCUAGAAGCAGUUAAUGCAAAUUGAACCUUCCUUGUCAAAUGCUGUUUAGUUUAAGAGCAACUGGAAGGUCCGAAAGUGACUGAGAGUAGUUGAAAAGUAACCAUUUUUACACUCGCGAUUUAUUGUGACAGCAGACCGCAUAUACUUAUCCUGUAUGUGACAGCAAAAAUUCUAUCACCUUUUCACAUUUUUCAGUUUUACGUGUUCUUGAUAAACUGUGAACCCGCUACACGCGACAAAGUUUGUACACCUUUUGCUAUGAAGGUCACUGUGCGUCAGAUAUCUACUGCUUCUAAACGUGAGUGCACAUUCUACCUCAAGUUAGAGUGGACCAAAGAUCUGGGAGCUGGCUUUGUUGUUGUUCUCUGUGAUGGCAUCUCUGCAUGGAGUGGUGAAGUUUCAGAGGAGGAUGUAACCAGGGAGGCUCAGGAGAUGGAGAUGCCAAGGGAGAGGUAUGUUCAAGAACUGGAGCUGGCUCUGACAGAGGAGGGCCAGACAGCCCAGAAGUAUAGCUUCCAUCUGACUCCUGAGAAAGCUGGUGGUCCAAAGCUCCAGCUGUUUUAUGACAAAGUUGAGAGUGACAUCUCGUUCAAGCUUGGUGUGGUGGAACUGCUGCCAGUACCAGAGCCCACUAAGGUCAUCAGAGAGCUCAUUAGUUAUGGCCUGGAGCGCAGCACACAUGUGCAGGUGGAGAACCACCACCUUCAUGAGGAGAACCAGAGACUCAAGAGUGAACAGGAGCACAUCACUUCAGAGCUGGAAAGGUACGUUCGGCAAAAGGAGACGCUGGAAAAGGACCUGUACAGUCGCUUUGUGUUGGUCCUCAAUGAGAAGAAGGCCAAAAUUCGCACCUUCCAGGAGACAAUUAAACAACUACAAGACACUAUAGAGGCAGAAAAGCAGAGAUUGAACAGUGAAGCAGUCGGCUGUGUAGAGUAUCGGUUUGCAGGUGAUGAACCUGAAGAAGAGAAUUACUACGGAAGCACUACAGAUGAGGAAGGGCCAGGGGAUCCAAAACUACCUCCUGCUAAACUGCACAAUAAAGAACUGUUGGCAAAAAACCCAUUGGAUGACAGGCUGAAUGACAUGACGGAUGUAGCACCCAGCCGUAAACGUCGUUGUCGUCAUCUCCAGCAGCUGAAGUCUCAGACCAAGAAAGCAGCUCUGGAGCAGCAUAAGAGCUCAAGGAAUGAGCUGCAUCAGGAAGCCAAAGCAGAGGUGAGCCAACUUCCAGCUGUUCAGCAUGCACAAGUCAGUCCAGAUCCUGAUGACCUGUUUGAUGACAUCUAACAAGCUUUUUAUUUUUUUAUACCAUAUUUAACUGUCAGUUUUUACCAUACAUUUGUACAGUGAAGAGUAACUUUUAAUCUUACAAAAUGAAAUUAUAGCCUAAGUAAUAAACAGCCACAUUUUUAGUCCUUUAUGUGUAAUGUGAAAGCUGAAAUAAAGAGCUGCUUGUA
Messenger RNA from Electrophorus electricus (electric eel), 1752 nucleotides. The record is from RefSeq and is a predicted model, not a curated record. NCBI's taxonomy places the organism in Eukaryota, Metazoa, Chordata, Actinopteri, Gymnotiformes, Gymnotidae.